Molecule: messenger RNA, 1420 nt
Organism: Rhipicephalus microplus (southern cattle tick)
Lineage: Eukaryota; Metazoa; Arthropoda; Arachnida; Ixodida; Ixodidae
Product: mitotic spindle assembly checkpoint protein MAD1
Biological process (GO): attachment of mitotic spindle microtubules to kinetochore; mitotic spindle assembly checkpoint signaling
Cellular component (GO): kinetochore; mitotic spindle; nuclear envelope
Source: RefSeq, a predicted model, not a curated record
CCGACACGAGCCCAUUCAUGCCGGUGUUCGGUAAUGGUAGCGCCCAUGAUAUCUGCGAUAUCGUAAUUUGUUGCAGUGUAAUGUAACGCGCGUUACUGGGUGUUGUUCAUUUCUGUUUGCAAGACCGCAAGCGUGGUUUGGCGCAGUUCAACCAUGUCAGCCACUCGCGACAACAGUCGCGUGUUGCGCGCUCUUCGCGAGUUAGAGAACAUGUUCGGUUCCCAAGAAGCGGACUUCCACUAGUAGUGUCGACGACACCAUCGCACGUCGGCUCUCGUUUGGCGAAAGCAUCUUGGAGUCUCGGAUAGACACUAGCAGCAGCUCAGAAGCAAAGUCAGCUGAGGCUGAAAUCCGAGCGCUGAAGGCCGAGCUGCUUCAGUGCAAAGCAGAAAUCGCUCGACUCACCAUGCAGAAGAAUGAGGAGGAACCUGCACGAAAAACAAUUGUUCUUGGCUACACGCGAGAGCUGGACACACUUCAGGAGCACUUGCAGAAAGAGCGAGACGUUAAUGCCGAGCUGAAGCAACAGGUGAUCAAGGCCCUGGAGAAAGAAGCCGAGGACCGGGCAGAGAUUGCACAGCUGCGGCAGCAAAUGAAGAACCGUGUCUCGGAACUGGAGGAGCGCUGGCGACGCUCCCAGGCGCUAUGUCUCGAACUUCAACAGCAGUUCGACCAGACAAAGGAGUCUGCCCAGGAAACCACAUUUGCACUUGAACAAGAGGUCCAGAGAUUGUCAGCAAGCCAAGUGAUGAUCCGCACCUCUUUAGAAGAAGCGAAGGACCAAACAGAAAUGCUCAAAAGACAUAUACGAGAGAAGGAGCUUCUCAUCUCCCACUUGCAAAGUGAAAAUUCCGAGCUUCGAAAGUCUGAAAGCAAAGCCAGGGAACUCCAACGACGUCUCGAUGAGCUGAAGGAGGCAGAGGAACUAGCACGCAUAAUGAAGGAUGAGCUGAAGCGGCUACCGCUUGUUGAGAAAGAGCGGGCAAAGCUUCAGGAGGAAGUUGAGCAACACCGGCGGGCGCGUAUGAAUGUGCACUUGAUACAGGAGCGCUUGUUAGCAGCUCAGCACAAUACAACCAAGGUGAAAGAACUGCAGACACUCAACUCACAGCUACAGGUGAAUGUGGAGCAGCUUCAAGAGGAACUGGGAAAAUGGAAGGAGUUGGCUGCUGAACCGCACGGUCUCGCGAGUCCAACAGCAGUGCUGCAGUGCCUGGCUGAUCUGCGGCGCUCUGAGUUGGUUCUGACAGAGCGACAAUCAACGUUAUUAGCAGAGAACGAAACGCUGCGGAGCAAGGCCGAGAGCUGCACUCAAGAACUUCGCCGAAUGAACGCCAAGUUUAUAAAGAACCAGUCCCAGUUUGACGAGCAGACAGCGUUGCUGCGCCGAAUGCAGAGGCGCCUACUUCUCUUGGGCAAG